GUAGGGAGUUGAAGGAGAGGGGUAUGUCAUUGAAGAAGUGUAAGGGCUAUGUUUUGGAGGUUGGAAAGUGCAGUUGUAUAGUGACAACUAAAAAUAAUAUCCCAGAUUGCUAUACGAGUAUCAGUAUGAUUGGUAGUACUG
This is a messenger RNA of Cetraspora pellucida, 141 nucleotides long. NCBI's taxonomy places the organism in Eukaryota, Fungi, Glomeromycota, Glomeromycetes, Diversisporales, Gigasporaceae. The record is from the annotation of a GenBank genome assembly.